This is a messenger RNA of Lathyrus oleraceus (garden pea), 4152 nucleotides long. Its product is annotated as RNA-dependent RNA polymerase 6. Gene Ontology annotation, cellular component: nuclear RNA-directed RNA polymerase complex. The coding region runs from base 280 to 3888 and encodes 1202 amino acids. Gene Ontology annotation, molecular function: RNA-directed RNA polymerase activity. The transcript is spliced from 3 exons. Lineage: Eukaryota; Viridiplantae; Streptophyta; Magnoliopsida; Fabales; Fabaceae. The record is from RefSeq and is a predicted model, not a curated record. Gene Ontology annotation, biological process: siRNA processing.
AAAGUAGAGUAAGAAAAAGAAGAAGAAGAAGAAAAACAGUAGAAAUGGGUUAUGUAUGAAGGAAAAAAGAAGAGUACAUACAUACACAUUACAUUCUCACUCUCACUAACACUCAAACUGCGUGUGUGUUGUUUGUUGUAAACUUCGCGAAGAAGCCAACAAAUUCUCAAACAAACCCCAAACCCCACUCUUCCCUCUCUCUAUAUCACUUUCUACUUUCACACAUUCUUCAACUCUCCCUUUUCUUUUUCUUCAAUCAAUUCUAAGGCUAUUGACAACAUGGAUUUAGAAGGAAGUGAAAAGGAUUCGGUGCUAACUACUACUCAAGUGAGCAUCGGUGGAUUUGACACGGAUGUCAAAGCUUAUGAUCUGGUGUCAUUCUUGGAAUCUGAGAUCGGAUAUGUAGACAGAUGUCGGCUGAAGACUUCCUGCACUCCUACGGAGUCAUAUCCAGAAUUUAAUAUUACUGAUACUAAACCGAAUGAAAAAACAGAUUAUAAAAAGGUGGCACCUCAUGCCUUUGUGCAUUUUACUUUGGCAGAGUCUGCAACCGAGGCCCUCAAUGCUGCGGGUCGCUGUGACCUAAUAUUGAACGGUUGUCCAUUAAAGGUCAUCUGUGGGCCACAAAAUCCAAACUUCCUGAACAAAAGGAGGCGAACUGCGGCUCCUUUUAAGAUGUCGGAUGUCAUCGUUGAAAUUGGGACUUUGGUUAGCCUAUCGGAUUUUACUGUUGCUUGGAGAGGUCCUACUAAAGGGGUAAACUUUCUAGUGGACCCUUUUGAUAGCAUGUGCAAGCUUUGUUUCAAUCGAGAUGUUGUGUUCUCAAUCAAAGGAAUGGCUAAAAAGGUAGUGAUAAAGUGUGAUUUUAAGGUGGGGUUCUUGGUUAGAGACAUAUUGGAGAUUAAAAGAUACGAUGAUACAUCAUAUCAUGUUGUUUUGUUACAUCUAGCUUCACCACCUUCGGUAUGGUACAGAACUGCUGAUGACGAUAUUGAAGAAUCAGUUACCAUUGAUUUGUUGGAUGACGAUGAUCCUUGGAUCAGAACCACUGACUUUACCCCUAGUGGGGCCGUUGGUCGAUGCAGUUUUUAUAGAAUUUCAAUCCCACCUCGUUAUCGUGCAAAAUUGAAUAAGGCAUUGGAAUAUCUGAGAUGCCAAAGAGUGCAACGGGUUCAGCUUACACGGCCACUUAGGAUACUGAAUGAACCUGAUUUUGGGGUGCCCAUGUCAGAUGUUUUUUUCUACAUAGAUUCUCAGAAGGACAUUUCAUUUGAUAUUAUGUUCUUGGUCAAUGCAAUUGUACACAGAGGAAUAUUCAACCAGUAUAGUUUAUCAAACCAGUUUUUUGAAUUGCUGAGAAGUCAACCUAAGGAUGUCAGCGUGGCUGCCCUGAAGCACUUAUGUACUUACAAGCGCCCAGUGUUUGAUGCAUUUAAGAGGCUGAAAGCAGUCCAAGAGUGGUUGCUCAGCAAUCCAAAACUUUAUCAGAACUCCAAGCAGUGUGACGAUGUUAUGGAGGUUCGAAGACUGGUUGUUACUCCAACAAAAGCCUAUUGUAUAGCCCCAGAAGUUGAAUUGUCUAAUAGGGUCCUCAGAAAAUUUAAAGAUGUUUCAGACCGAUUCUUGAGAGUUACCUUUAUGGAUGAAGGAAUGCAAACACUUAAUGUAUAUGCUCUUAACUAUUAUGUUGCUCCCAUUGUGAAGGAAAUCACAUCAAAUUCCUUUCCACAGAGGACGAGAAUACAUAAAAGGGUCAAGACAAUCCUGGAAGAUGGGUUUUACUUUUGUGGCCGAAAAUAUUCAUUUUUGGCUUUUUCAUCAAAUCAACUUAGAGAUCGUUCUGCAUGGUUUUUUGCCGAAGACAGAAACAUAAGAUGUAAUGGUAUAAGAAGUUGGAUGGGAAAAUUUAAUCAGAAGAAUGUUGCAAAGUGUGCAGCUAGAAUGGGACAGUGCUUCUCAUCUACGUAUGCAUCAGUGGACGUUGCUGCAAAUCAAGUUAACUCGAUGCUACCAGAUAUUGAGAGGAAUAAUUAUGUUUUUUCUGAUGGCAUAGGUAUCAUCACUACUGAUCUUGCGGAUGAAGUAGCUGAAAAAUUGAAAUUAGACAAGGUACCCUCCGCUUACCAGAUCAGGUAUGCUGGUUUUAAAGGGGUUGUAGCCUGUUGGCCUUCUAAAGGAGACGGAAUCAAACUUUCUUUGAGGCCCAGCAUGAACAAGUUUCAGUCUACUCAUACUACCUUGGAAAUCUGUGCCUGGACUAGGUUUCAACCUGGUUUUCUUAACAGGCAAAUUAUAACAUUGCUUUCAGCUCUGGACGUGCCUGACGAAAUAUUCUGGAAAAUGCAGGAGAGUAUGAUUUCAAAGUUAAAUCAAAUGCUUCUGGAUGCAGAAGUGGCCUUUGAUGUUCUUACGAAGUCUUGUGCUGAGCAUGGAAAUGCUGCAGCAAUAAUGUUAAGUUGCGGCUUCAGUCCCAAAACAGAACCUCAUCUUAGAGGCAUGCUAAAUUCUAUCCGUGCUGCACAGCUUUGGGGCCUUAGAGAAAAGUCUAGAAUUUUUGUUUCAUCUGGGAGAUGGUUGAUGGGUGUUUUAGAUGAGUUGGGUGUGCUUGAACAAGGGCAAUGCUUUGUUCAAGUUUCUACUCCUUCUCUUGAAAAUUGUUUCGCUAAGCACGGCUCAAGAUUCUCAGAGACAAACUCCCUGCAUGUGGUUAAAGGUCUUGUGGUGAUAGCCAAAAAUCCAUGUCUUCACCCUGGAGAUGUGAGAGUUUUGGAGGCAGUUGAUGUCCCGGAUUUACAUCAUUUAUAUGAUUGUCUUGUUUUCCCUCAAAAGGGCGAAAGACCCCAUACAAAUGAAGCUUCUGGAAGUGACCUUGACGGGGAUCUGUAUUUUGUCACAUGGGAUGGAAAUCUCAUUCCACCCAGUAAAAGGAGCUGGACACCUAUGGAGUACACUGCUCAAGAAAGCCGGUUUCAACCACGGCAAAUCACUAUCCAGGACAUCAUUGAGUUUUUUGUCAAAAACAUGGUGAAUGAGCAUUUGGGUUCAAUCUGUAAUGCACAUGUGGUACAUGCUGAUUCUAGUGACUAUGGUGCUUUGGAUGAGAAAUGCAUACACUUGGCUGAGUUAGCAGCCACUGCUGUUGAUUUUCCAAAGACUGGCAAGCUUGUCGCAAUGCCUCCUAAUCUGAAACCCAAGCUGUACCCUGAUUUUAUGGGGAAAGAACACCACCAAUCAUACAAGUCCAAAAAAAUCCUGGGCAGACUUUACCGGCGUAUCAAAGACGCGUAUGAUAAAGAUAUUGAUGCACCUGAAGUGAACUGUGUGUCUGGUGAUAUAAAUUAUGAUACAGAUCUUGAGGUUCCAGGAUCUGCUGAUUUUAUUGAUGAUGCAUGGGAACAAAAGUGCUCUUAUGAUGGCCAGUUAAGUGGGUUACUGGGUCAGUACAAAGUGAAAACUGAAGAAGAAGUUGUCACCGGACAGAUCUGGUCCAUGCCUAAACACAACAGUAGGAAGCAAGGAGAACUUAAGGAGAGGCUGAAGCACUCAUACAGUGCUCUCAAAAGAGAAUUUAGGCAAACCUUUGAGAAACCGAAUUCAGAUGUUGGAGAGUUAAGUGAUGAAGAAAAAAAUUUGAUGUAUGAACAGAAAGCUUCUGCCUGGUAUCAGGUGACAUAUCAUCCUAAAUGGGUAAAAAAAACCCUGGAUUUGCAAAUUAAAUCCUCAGAUGAUCAAGAGGCAGAUAGUAGUUUGAGGAACGUGAUGUUGAGUUUUCCUUGGAUUGCUGUUGAUUACCUUGCUCGCUCAAAGAUAAGGAAUCGGAAAGUUGGAAGUUUUGAUUCAACCAAGCCGGUUGAUUCGUUGGCGAAAUAUCUAUCUGAAAGGUUAUAGUUCUAUGUCGCUCUAUCAUGGCUACAAGGCCGCUCUGCCACCAUCAAUAGGUUUUCCUUUUGGCAUUCAGUUACUUUAGUUGUAACGUGUUAUAUAUAUUUUUACUUACAUUACCUGCAUUUGCUUUUGAGAGUUAAGAUUGUAACAAGUGUUCUUGAUACUUUCGAUUGUAAUCUAGCCUCGUGUUAGGCUUGUGAUUAUAAUGCUGCUGUGAAACUUUCAGACUUUCAGUAUGUAAAAUUAGUAAAUUACAACUUCCUUGAA